Gekko japonicus is the source of this 4848-nucleotide messenger RNA. RefSeq names its product K(lysine) acetyltransferase 2A (gene KAT2A). The record is from RefSeq and is a predicted model, not a curated record. Gene Ontology annotation, cellular component: nucleus; histone acetyltransferase complex. Gene Ontology annotation, biological process: chromatin remodeling; positive regulation of transcription by RNA polymerase II. Lineage: Eukaryota; Metazoa; Chordata; Lepidosauria; Squamata; Gekkonidae. Gene Ontology annotation, molecular function: histone H3 acetyltransferase activity; protein binding.
AUGCGUAGUGGUGUCCACGCGCCCACGCUCCGGAGGGUCCCGGGCAUCAUGGCGGAGCCGGAGAUCUCCACACAAGCUGCCCGGACCCCUCAGACUAGCGCUCCCUCAGCCGCCACCGUGGCUGCGGUCUCAGCCCCACCAGCAGCGGCGGGAGGCGGAGCUGGAGGAAGCAGCGGCAGCAGCGAUCCUGUUCGCCCGGGACUGAGCCAGCAACAACGCGCGAGCCAGCGCAAAGCGCAUGCGCGAAGCUUCCCGCGGGCAAAGAAGCUAGAGAAGCUGGGGGUAUUCUCAGCAUGUAAGGCAAAUGAUUCUUGCAAGUGUAAUGGCUGGAAGAACCCAAAUCCUCCUACGGCCCCCCGGAUGGAUCUGCAGCAGACAGUCACCAACCUUAGCGAGCCCUGUCGUAGCUGUGGGCACACACUCGCUGACCACGUGUCUCACCUGGAGAAUGUCUCUGAGGAGGAGAUCAACCGGCUCCUGGGGAUGGUGGUGGACGUGGAGAACCUUUUCAUGUCCGUGCACAAGGAAGAGGACACAGACACCAAGCAAGUUUACUUCUACCUGUUCAAGCUCCUGCGGAAAUGCAUCCUGCAGAUGAGCCGCCCAGUGGUCGAGGGCUCCCUUGGGAGCCCCCCGUUUGAAAAGCCAAACAUCGAACAGGGUGUCUUAAACUUUGUGCAGUACAAGUUCAGCCACCUGCCCACCAAGGAGCGGCAGACCAUGUUUGAGCUCUCCAAGAUGUUCCUUCUGUGCCUGAACUACUGGAAGCUGGAGACGCCGUCCCAGUUCCGGCAGCGCUCCCAGAACGAUGAUGUGGCAACAUACAAGGUCAACUACACCCGCUGGCUGUGCUACUGCCACGUCCCCCAGAGCUGCGACAGCCUCCCUCGCUACGAAACCACCCAGGUCUUUGGGCGCAACCUCCUCAAGUCCACUUUCACUGUAACUCGCCGUCAGCUGCUGGAGAAGUUCCGGGUGGAGAAAGACAAGCUGGUCCCGGAGAAGCGCACCCUCAUCCUCACCCAUUUCCCCAAGUUUCUGUCGAUGCUGGAGGAAGAAAUCUACGGAGAGAGCUCCCCGAUCUGGGAGGCCGACUUCACUAUGCCUGCAGCAGAGGGAGCCCCGCUUGUUCCCCGGCCAGCAAUCAGCACGGUUCCAGCAGCCAGCACACCCCUCUUCAACAAGUCUCUGAGCUGCAGCUCCUCUCUGGCGUCCAUCAGCCUGGAUGGCGGUUCCUUGGAGUCCGUGCCAGGUGAGAAGCGGAAGCUCCCUGAGAGCUUGACUAUCGAGGAUGCCAAGCGGAUCCGGGUGCUGGGCGACAUCCCGAUGGAGCUGGUCAACGAAGUGAUGCUGACGAUCACGGAUCCGGCGGCCAUGCUUGGGCCAGAGACCAGCCUGCUCUCUGCAAACGCAGCCCGGGAUGAGACAGCCCGCCUGGAGGAGCGGCGUGGCAUCAUCGAAUUCCACGUCAUUGGCAACUCCCUCUCUCAGAAGUCCAACAAGAAGAUCCUCAUGUGGCUGGUCGGCUUGCAGAACGUUUUUUCGCACCAGCUGCCGCGGAUGCCCAAGGAGUACAUCACCCGCUUGGUCUUUGACCCCAAGCACAAAACUUUGGCCCUGAUCAAGGAUGGCCGGGUGAUCGGGGGCAUCUGCUUCCGGAUGUUCCCGACUCAGGGGUUCACAGAGAUCGUCUUUUGUGCUGUGACGUCCAACGAGCAAGUCAAGGGCUACGGGACCCACCUGAUGAAUCACCUGAAAGAGUACCACAUCAAACACAGCAUCCUGUACUUCCUCACCUAUGCUGACGAAUAUGCCAUUGGCUACUUCAAGAAGCAGGGCUUCUCCAAAGACAUUAAAGUCCCCAAGAGCCGGUACCUGGGCUACAUCAAGGACUACGAGGGAGCCACCUUGAUGGAAUGCGAGCUGAACCCUCGGAUCCCCUACACGGAGCUCUCCCAUAUCAUUAAGAAGCAGAAAGAGAUUAUCAAGAAGUUGAUAGAGCGGAAGCAGGCCCAGAUCCGCAAGGUCUACCCGGGCCUCACGUGCUUCAAGGAGGGCGUCCGGCACAUCCCCAUCGAAAGCAUUCCAGGCAUCCGGGAGACGGGAUGGAAGCCCAUGGGAAAGGAGAAAGGGAAGGAGCUCAAAGACCCGGACCAGUUGUACACCACUUUGAAAAAUCUCCUUGCACAAAUCAAGACCCACCCCAGUGCCUGGCCGUUCAUGGAACCAGUAAAGAAGUCUGAGGCUCCCGAUUACUAUGAGAUCAUCCGUUUCCCUAUUGAUCUCAAGACGAUGACGGAGCGCCUGAAGAACCGCUAUUACGUCACAAAGAAGCUCUUCAUUGCCGACUUGCAACGCAUCAUCACCAAUUGCCGCGAGUACAACCCGCCCGAGAGCGACUACUGUAAAUGUGCCAACACCCUGGAGAAGUUCUUCUACUUCAAGCUCAAAGAAGGGGGGCUCAUCGACAAGUAGGGGGCGCCAAACCACACCUCACACUCACACACACACACCCUUCCUGCCUGUGUGGGAUUUCCACCUCCGUCCUUCCAUCCUGUCGAAAACUCUUCUGGCUCGUGAACAGCCGGACCUUUUCCUCGCUGCCUUCCACCGCGUCUCACGCACAAAUCCAGAUAUGAGUGGCUGGAUGUGAGGGAGUUUCUCCUAAUAUGAUUGGAGAGAGGGCUGGGGACACGGACUUUCGUCUCAUCCUUCACCCUCCCAACAGACUGGGAUGCGCGACUUCCUCUGUGUUGAUUUUCUGAGCCUUAUCACUCCGUCCAUCGGGUCUUCCUUUCCAGAAGAGCGUUCACAGGGAGUACUUUGGGAGAUUUGGAAUCCUUGUGUUGGUAUUUGGGAUCGAAUGAAGGUCCUGCCACGGUCCUCGUCCUCCCUUUGUUUUCCCACUCGUGACUUUUUCCCCCCUCGUUCCCUCCUCCCCAACUUGGGGGGAACUUUGUGGGCCUACACUCCGUCCUUCCUUUCCCCAGUUUUAGCCGUUUCCUCUUGACGUGUGAAUGUAGACAUGAAGAGUUUAAAAUGGGGGCCAAGGCAGGGGGGCUUGCCACAGGUUCAAGCAGUAGGGAGUUUCUCCUCAGUUGGGCACAACUCGAUAGAAAUUAUCUGGCCCCAUUCCCUUCCUCUUGGCCAUUUUGCAGUGUCCCACAGGCUUGCCUCCUCAGUACUGCUCAGCCUGCAAACCUUUGAGGCUCAGGGUCAAUUGGAUCUGGCUUCAAGAGGCAGGUGAGUGAGCAGAGGAGGAAGGUAAGAUCCCUGAGGCUUCCGUCCUUCACCUCAAACCUCAAGCCUAUCCAGUUGCCAGCCAAUGAUCUUCAAUAAACGUGGGGGGGGGGGGGCGCUUCCUUGGCAGUGGAAGGUUGAAGGCCUCCCUCACUUCCCCCUCACUUCCCCCAUACCUCCCAUAACUGAAGGAACAUGUCCUAGGGAGGGUUACCUCAGCCACUCCAGAGUUGUGUUUUUCUGAGUUUGCCCCCACUCUUGGCUGACAUGGAGAUAACCCCCAUCCUAGACCUGCCUGAUGCUCUCCUUAUUCCCUCCCCCCCCAACUUCUGAGUCAUUCCUGAUCAUUUCCCUUUGUCACCGAGCACUUAUCGAACUUCCCACCCCUUCUGUAUAACGUAAUCAAACUUGACGGUUGUCUCUGCACUUUGGGACUCUUCUCAUCAUGUGUCAAAACGAGUCAGGCCUCCUCUAGGGCCGGGCCCCCCUCAGAGUGCAUCAGCAGCAGUAUUUCUCACGUACAAACACACACGAGUGUCUCCGUCGCAGGCCAUGUGGUUUGGUUUCAUAGAGGGGCACCCAGUUCUGGCUCUCUUGCCAGAAAUCAGUGUGGUGAAUUAGCAAGCGCGCCUCUCUCUCGUGUAAUUUUGGGGGCAGUUAAUAUCUGUGCCACCUUGUGGAAAAACUGAAAUACAACUUUUUUGUGUGUGCCGAAGAACCAGUUUCCUUAUCUGUGGCAGCUGUGCUUAAUAUUAACCCCAUGAGAAUGAUAAAAGUGUAAGGAUAUACAAUAGCGUUAUGGGAGAGUAAAUUAUGAAAACUGCUGGAUGGUAAUGCCUCUUGGUGGCAGUCUGGUCUGAGGCGGUGUUUUAACUGCUCUCUGCGUUUCAGUUUUUCUGCCCUGCUAGAAACCAGAGAGGAAGCGGAGAGCUUAUCUUCCUCCUUCGAUUCGCUUCUCUGUCCCUUCUUGCCAGUUGAUUCAACUGAGACAUUUCAGGAAGUGGGGGAUGGAGAGAGAGAACCGACGGGGAGCUUGGAGGCCAAGUGCCGCUGAUCCGGUUGCCAAUCAUUGAUAUAAAUUUUCCUUUGCUUCCUAACUGUUGGUGACUUGUCAGGCGGGAACCCAUAACUGUGGCUGGAGUACCUGUCUCUUUUUGCCCUGGGUACAAGUGUCCAGUGACCUGGUCUAGGUGUGGUGCAGAACGUAACCUCCGGCUGCAAUCCAGGCAUCUGUCAGUACACAUCAAAGCCAAAUCCUUCGGCCACCGUCCUGGGGGGAAGAGGUUAAGCCCUUCCCGUUCCCCUUUGGCCCAGCCCUUCAACUUUGUUCAAGCCCCGUUCUCUCAUCCCCCUUUCCUUCAAUUACAAGAGAGAGAUUUCCUCCAUGUGCCUCCAAGGAACUUUGUAAUUGGGAAACAGCGAGGAGGGAAGCAUUUCAGUGACGUUCCAGCUGCCUUCUCUUAAGUGACUGUUGCCUUACUAUUGCCACCACAUUUUGUGUGCUUAAUCUAUACAAUUGCAGAGCUUCACUCUGCCAUUUUGGGCCUUUCAGUAAUGUUGCCAUUCCAUUUUUUUUUUACAUUUAAAAGGGAAAGAAAAUAAAGAACA